Molecule: messenger RNA, 1340 nt
Organism: Lampris incognitus (smalleye Pacific opah)
Lineage: Eukaryota; Metazoa; Chordata; Actinopteri; Lampriformes; Lampridae
Gene: rmnd5b
Product: required for meiotic nuclear division 5 homolog B
Exons: 10
Coding region: 102-1277 (391 amino acids)
Biological process (GO): proteasome-mediated ubiquitin-dependent protein catabolic process
Cellular component (GO): GID complex; nucleus; cytoplasm
Molecular function (GO): ubiquitin protein ligase activity; protein binding
Source: RefSeq, a predicted model, not a curated record
GUCAUAACAGGCAAGUGGCUAACGCUAACGCUUGCUAACUGGUUAGCAAUAUAGAGUCUACGUGCUGGUUGUCCCGUGUAUGCGUGUUCCGGUCUGCAGCGAUGGAGCAGUGUGCCUGUGUGGAGCGGGAGCUGGAGAAAGUUCUCCAUCGUUUUGUCAUGUAUGGUCACCAGUCGGAGGAGAGGCUAGACGAGCUGCUGCGCAGUGUCUGUGAGAUACGGGGACAGCUUGUUGCCUUUGGCGUACAAGAUGCAGACUUAUCCGUCUUGUCUCAAACUAUGGCACAGUGUUGUAAAAAUAUCAAAGAAACAGUACAGAUGCUGGCCUCCCGACAUAAGGACAUUCACGGCAGUGUGUCUAAAGUGGGCAAAGCCAUCGAUAGGAAUUUUGAUGCAGAGGUCAGCGCAGUGGUGGCAGAGACAGUGUGGGACUCCACAGAGAGACAAAAGUAUCUGAGUGAGACUAUUGUGGAGCACCUGUAUAGACAAGGGAUGCUCAACGUAGCAGAGGAUCUGUGUCAGGAGUCCGGAGUAGUCAUAGAUAUGAGUAUGAAGCAGCCUUUCCUGGAGCUGAACCGGAUCCUGGAGGCUCUGAGGAUGCAGGAUCUCAGACCAGCUCUAGAAUGGGCGGUGACGAAUCGGCAGCGCCUUUUGGACUUGAACAGCAGUCUGGAAUUCAAGCUACACCGCUUGUACUUCAUCAGUCUGCUCAAUGGGGGCAUCAACAAUCAGCUGGAAGCUCUUCAGUACGCAAGACAUUUCCAGCCUUUUGCCUCUCAGCACCAGAGAGAUAUCCAGAUUUUAAUGGGCAGUCUGGUUUACUUGCGUCAUGGUAUCGAGAACUCUCCUUACCGCACUCUACUGGAGACAAACCAGUGGGCCGAGAUCUGUAACAUCUUCACCAGGGAUGCCUGCGCCUUGCUGGGACUCUCUGUAGAGUCCCCUCUCAGUGUUAGCUUUGCAUCUGGCUGUAUGGCCUUGCCUGUGCUGAUGAACAUCAAGCAGGUGAUAGAACAGAGACAGUGCAGUGGUGUCUGGACACACAAGGAUGAGCUGCCCAUUGAAAUUGACCUGGGGAAGAAAUGCUGGUACCACUCUGUGUUCGCCUGUCCCAUACUCCGGCAGCAGACCUCGGAGAGCAAUCCUCCCAUGAAGCUCAUUUGUGGCCACGUCAUCUCCAGAGAUGCCCUCAACAAACUCACCAAUGCUGGGAAGUUGAAGUGCCCAUACUGUCCCAUGGAGCAGAAUCCAUCAGAUGCCAAACAGAUUUACUUUUGAUCUUAUUGACUCUCCUUUGUGUAAGGCUGAAGUUCCCUGGUGCUCUUUGCAUCCAGGACCAUU